UGUUAUCUAAUUUCGAAACUUUGCGAAGUUAACUAUUGACUCGCAAAAUACCACUACCACUUUACUAAGUACAAUGCCAUAAUAACAAUAUACGUAUUAUUUAUUAUUAUUAUUAUUAUUGUUAUUUUCAUAAUCAUUUUCGUCGUAAGCUCGUAAAGUCGUAACAGUUUUUCUUUUCGCAAACUCGUUUGAAUAGUGUUUGUUUUAUUUAUUAAAGUAAUAAUAACAAUACUCUACUCACAGGUUUUAAAAUUGUCACUAAAUACACGGUUCGCUUGUACUUUGUUUUUGACAUCUUGCAAUCGUUUCCUAGUUAAUUAUGCGUAUUAUACGAGACGAUUGUUCUGUCGUUGUUAUUGCGAUGGUCAUCUCCAAUGAAGGACACACGGCGCAUUAAUAUUCCAAAUGUGUAGGAAAUCGUUUCUGGUUCACGCAUUAUUCCGAUCAAUUUGACAAAACCACCAAAGUGCCUUCUGUAGGCUAUGAGAUUAUUACGUAAAGUAAAAAUCCGAAUUUUUGCACAUUGUGCUUCUGUAGUAACUCUUCACAAUGUCCAGAAGAUGGUUCCACUCCCAUUUAAAUGGCAUGGACACUCAACGUAUACUUUUAGAUGAAGGUGUUGAAGGUUCAUUUUUGGUCCGGAAAUCAUACAGCAGAAAAGGACAAUUUGUCUUAUCUGUUAGGCAUGGCAAUAAGGUUAACCAUAUAAAAAUUCAUAAUGAUGGCGAGCUUUUUGAUCUCAAUGGUGGUGAAAAAUUUAAUACACUUACAAAUCUUGUUGAACAUUAUAUGACACAUCCACGAGUACUCAAAGAACAAGGUGGCAUACCACUACCUCUAUUAAUACCAAUUGGUUCACCUGAACCAACCAAUGAAAGAUGGUUUCAUGGUCAAAUGUCAAGAAAAGAAGCAGAGUAUUUGAUUUUAGAAAAAGGACGUCCUGGUAGCUACUUAGUACGAGAAUCACAAUCUGAUCCUGGAAAUUAUGUAUUAACUGUUAAUGUUGAUGAUAAAGUGGCUGAAAUUAAAAUAAGAUUUAAUGGAGAAAAGUAUGAUAUUGGUGGUGGAGAAGAAUUCUUGUCGCUGAAUGAUUUGAUGAAAUACUACAGCUUUAAUCCGAUGGUUGAUCAUAAUGGAUCUGUUAUGCAUUUGAUGAAUCCAGUAAAUGUAACAAGAAUUAGUAUUGCUGGAAUAGUUGACCGUGUAUUUAAACUGAAGCAUCAGAAAUAUCAACAUUAUGCUUUUGGUACUGGUGGGUUUUGGGAAGAAUUUGAUGUAUUACAACAAUGGGAAACUAAACGAGAAUCAACAAAAGAUAUUGGUUUUUUAAUUGAAAAUAAAUCCAAGAAUCGAUAUCGUAACAUUUUACCAUAUGACCAUUCUAGAAUUGUAUUAAAAUGUUGUGAUAAAAGUUCACCGGGUGCAGACUAUAUCAAUGCAAACAUGAUAAAACUUGAGCCAUUUGUUUUGGCUGAAAAAUAUGAAACACGUAAUUACAUUGUCACUCAAGGUUGUCUACAUAAUACAGUUGAUGACUUUUGGAAAAUGAUUUGGCAAGAAGAUUCUCGCAUAAUUGUUAUGAUAACAAAACUAUUUGAAAAGUCUAAAGAGAAAUGUUUUAAGUAUUGGCCAGAUCUAGGUCAUUCAUGUGAGUACAGCAAAAUCACUGUUGAAAAUCUUGGAGAGUAUGCCCAUCAACAAGAUAUGGUUGUGAGAAUGUUUAAUAUUAGUCUUUCAAACUACAGACAUAGAAGAGUACUCCAAUACCAUUAUACGGGAUGGCCGGAUCAUGGAGUUCCUUCUGAUGCAGGGUCGCUUCUUGACUUGCAAUUUGUAGUUAAUGCUCGCCAGUUUGAAAUAGAAGCUCACUCAGAUGUUACACAUCCUCUAACUGUACAUUGUAGUGCUGGAAUUGGAAGGACUGGUACAUUUGUUGUUCUUGACAUUCUUAUUGGUUUAAUAAAYCGAAAAGGUCUUGAUUGUGAGUUGGAUAUUCAACGCACCACUCAUCUGGUAAGAUCUUUUCGUCCUGGACUUGUACAAUCUGAAGCACAAUAUCAGUUCAUAUAUACAGCUAUAAAUCACUAUGUACAAUCAGUAUGUUCAAGAAUAUCUGCUGAAAAGAAAAUUGAAAUGUUUGGUCGAGAAUACUUGAACAUAAAAUAUACAGAUGAACUAGCGACAGUUGUAGGUGAAGAAAAUGUGCCAACCUUAAACCCUUGUACAGCUCAGAGGGUCUUAAAAAAUGCUAUUACAUGCAACACCUAUCCUACUACCGAUUCACCUUUAGUUUCUCCUACUCUAGACAAAUCAAAUGUUGUUGAACUCCUUGGCUAUGACCCCGGAAAACCAAAUACUCCAACACCGGCUAUAGUGACUACGGCAGAUUCGUGUCCUAAUUCACCUACUUCUAACGUAUUUGAAUUACAUUCCUAUGAAAACAUUACAUCACCUUUACCAUCUAGUGAAUGCGAUAUUGGACCUCCACCUAUGGAAGCUCCUCCACCACCCCCACAGUCACCUAUUAUGAUAUUAUAAUUUUAACUUUACCCCAGUCUAAAUAUGUAGACAACUAUUUUACAUUUCAUUACAUUUUCUUCAGUCAUUGUAUCUCAUAUUUUGUAYUUGAUAAUACAUUUGUUUUUAAUAACACAUAAUUUUUAAAUGUUAAUUUAAUUAUGAAUAUUGAUAUUUUAAUUAACAAAAUGUAGUUUACUAAACAUUCCUGGUUUUGGGCCAAUUUAGAAUAAUAACUACUAAAUAUUGACAUAAAUUUGAUAUAAUUAAAGUUUGGCUACCAUAGUUACAUGCCAAAUCAGUUUGUUAAAUUAAUUAAUUUAUUGUUACUCAUAUUCUUGUAUUAUUUA
Messenger RNA from Diuraphis noxia (Russian wheat aphid), 2867 nucleotides. RefSeq names its product tyrosine-protein phosphatase non-receptor type 11-like. Lineage: Eukaryota; Metazoa; Arthropoda; Insecta; Hemiptera; Aphididae. The record is from RefSeq and is a predicted model, not a curated record. Gene Ontology annotation, cellular component: cytoplasm. Gene Ontology annotation, molecular function: non-membrane spanning protein tyrosine phosphatase activity; cell adhesion molecule binding; receptor tyrosine kinase binding. Gene Ontology annotation, biological process: positive regulation of ERK1 and ERK2 cascade; protein dephosphorylation.